Messenger RNA from Polyodon spathula (Mississippi paddlefish), 8335 nucleotides. Its product is annotated as kalirin-like. NCBI's taxonomy places the organism in Eukaryota, Metazoa, Chordata, Actinopteri, Acipenseriformes, Polyodontidae. Gene Ontology annotation, molecular function: guanyl-nucleotide exchange factor activity; protein binding. The transcript has 51 exons. Gene Ontology annotation, cellular component: cytoplasm; postsynaptic density. The record is from RefSeq and is a predicted model, not a curated record. Gene Ontology annotation, biological process: intracellular signal transduction; axon guidance.
UAGAUGAAGAAAUGCUAUGAGAUUAAACAAGCAAAACCUUUUCACACUGCAUAGGCUGGUAAUGAUCUUUUUUUUUUUCAUACAGUAACAUUAACUCUGCGAUUGUUCAAUAGAUGAACGUAGGGACAAUUUGAUUAUAGUCUGUAUUUUGUUAGGGACCACCUGGAGAAAGAAAUCUCUGCUUAGCACCAGCCACUUAAAUGCAAAUUGUUAUGACAUCACUGAAUCACUACCAACUGCUACGCAUCGUGAAGGAUCCCUACAUUGGUUCUUUAUACUAUAACUAAUUUGGAGCAUGCCUCAGUUAUAUAUUGUUAAGGAAUAUAUCUAAACAUAUUCCUGUUAUGUAUCAUCAGAUUGUUCCGUAUAUAUAACUGCAUCUCCCUGUGUGUCACAUGUGCCGAGGAGCUGCUAGAAAGAGGAGGGUGAAAUCGAAACAAUAGCGUAUUGCAGGGCUGUUCUUUGUAAUAACACGGACGGAAACCCACGACUGCAAAACAAACAGCGGCGACAAGGAGCACCAGAAUAUGGAAGAGAUCGUGCGCUGAAUUUUGUAAUAAUCAUCCCUGGAUAUACUUCGCGUUACCUUUUUCUGAAAUUAAUAGGGGGAAAGAUGAAUUUGGCAGAAGCAGCUGAGGAAGGGCUGAAUGACUCGGACACAGACGCGUUUUUUAAAACAGGGCCUUUCAGAAAUGAUGGGAUUAAAGCAGCUGAUGUCUUACCUGUACUAAAGGAAAAAGUGGCCUUUGUAUCUGGAGGCCGUGAUAAAAGAGGUGGCUCGAUCCUGACCUUCCCAGCAAGAAGUAACCAUGACAGAAUAAAACAGGAGGAGCUUAGAAGACUGGUAACAUAUUUGGCAAGUGUGCCAAGUGAAGAUGUCUGCAAACGGGGUUUCACUGUAAUUAUUGACAUGCGAGGCUCCAAGUGGGACCUAAUCAAACCUCUCCUGAAAACUCUGCAAGAAGCUUUCCCCGCUGAGAUUCAUGUUGCACUUAUUAUCAAGCCAGACAAUUUUUGGCAGAAACAAAAAACUAACUUUGGCAGCUCAAAGUUUAUAUUUGAGACCAGUAUGGUAUCUGUUGAAGGCCUUACGAAGCUAGUUGACCCAUCUCAGCUGACAGAUGACUUUGACGGCUCCUUGGAGUACAACCACGAUGAAUGGAUUGAGCUCCGAGGGUCCUUGGAAGAGUUCAUCAGCAGUGCGGUGCAUUUGUUAUCCCGCCUGGAAGAUCUGCAGGAGAUGUUGGCCAAGAAGGAGUUUCCUGUGGACGUUGAAGGGUCAAGGAAACUUAUCGACGAGCACACGCAGCUCAAGAAAAAGGUGAUCAAGGCCCCGGUGGAGGAAUUGGACCGGGAGGGUCAGAGGUUGCUGCAGUGCAUUCGCUGUAGUGACGGCUUUUCUGGCAGGAACUGCAUACCUGGAAGUGCAGACUUUCAGAGCGUUGUGCCAAAAAUCGCCAGUCUCCUUGACAAACUGCACUCCACCAGACAGCACUUACAUCAAAUGUGGCAUGUCAGGAAACUGAAACUUGAUCAAUGCUUUCAGCUUCGACUUUUUGAACAAGAUGCAGAGAAGAUGUUUGACUGGAUCAGUCACAACAAAGAAUUGUUCCUGAAGGGUCACACAGAGAUUGGGGUCAGCUACCAGCAUGCAGUGGAUUUACAAACCCAGCACAAUCACUUUGCUAUGAACUCUAUGAAUGCGUAUGUCAACAUCAAUCGGAUCAUGUCAGUGGCAUCCAGACUGUCAGAGGCUGGCCACUACGCCUCCCAGCAAAUCCAACAGAUCUCAGCCCAACUGGAUCAGGAGUGGAAGAGCUUUGCUGCUGCCCUGGAUGAACGGAGUACCAUUCUGGCAAUGUCUGCUGUGUUCCACCAAAAGUCUGAACAGUUCCUCUCCGGUGUGGAAGCCUGGUGUAAGAUGUGCAGUGAAGGAGGCCUGCCAAAUGAAAUGCAAGAUCUGGAGCUUGCCAUCCAUCAUCAUCAGUCACUGUAUGAGCAGGUCACCCAGGCCUAUGCAGAGGUGAGCCAAGAUGGGAAAGCUUUGUUGGAUGUUCUACAGCGUCCUUUGAGUCCUGGGAAUUCUGAAUCACUAACUGCAACAGCCAAUUACUCCAAAGCAGUACACUGCGUCUUAGACGUGGUACAUGAGGUACUGCAUCAUCAGCGAAGACUGGAAAGCAUCUGGCAACACCGCAAGGUUCGCCUGCAUCAGCGCCUUCAGCUCUGCGUUUUCCAGCAAGAUGUUCAACAGGUGAUGGACUGGAUUGAAAACCAUGGGGAAGCCUUUCUCAGCAAACACACUGGAGUUGGAAAGUCACUUCACAGAGCAAGGGCACUUCAAAAGAGACAUGAUGACUUUGAGGAAGUAGCCCAGAAUACAUACACCAAUGCUGACAAACUGCUAGAAGCCGCAGAGCAGUUGGCUCAGACCGGGGAGUGUGACCCGGAGGAGAUCUACAAAGCUGCACGCCACCUGGAAGUGCGCAUUCAGGACUUUGUCCGAAGGGUUGAGCAGAGGAAACUUCUUCUGGAUAUGUCAGUUUCCUUUCACACUCACACCAAAGAGCUGUGGACAUGGAUGGAAGAUCUCCAAAAAGAGCUUAUUGAAGAAGUGUGCUCUGACUCAGUGGAUUCUGUACAGGAUUUGAUCAAGCAGUUCCAACAGCAGCAAACUGCCACACUAGAGGCAACCCUGAAUGUCAUCAAGGAAGGGGAGGACCUUAUCCAACAAUUGAGGGACUCCGCAAUGUCCAGCAAUAAGAUGCCACACAAUAGCUCCAUCAGCCACAUUGAGAGUGUGUUGCAGCAAUUAGAUGAAGCCCAGGGACAGAUGGAAGAGCUUUUCCAUGAGAGGAAAAUCAAGUUAGAUAUUUUCCUCCAGCUUCGUAUUUUCGAGCAGUACACCAUUGAGGUAACAGCAGAGCUAGACGCCUGGAAUGAAGACCUCUUGAGACAGAUCAACGACUUCAACACAGAGGACCUCACCCUGGCUGAACAGCGUUUCCAAAGGCACACUGAGAGAAAGACGGCAAUGAGCAACAUGACUUUUGAGGUUAUUCAACAAGGUCAAGACUUGCACCAGUAUAUCAUGGAGGUCCAGGCUUCAGGAAUCGAGCUGACUUGUGAUAAGGAUAUGGACCUGGCAACACAAGUGCAGGAACUGCUGGAGUUUCUUCACGAGAAACAGCACGAGCUGGAUUUGAAUGCUGAUCAGACUCAGAAGCGUCUAGAGCAGUGUUUUCAGCUGAGACACCUGCAAGCUGAGGUCAAACAGGUGUUGGGCUGGAUUCGGAAUGGGGAAUCCAUGCUCAAUGCCAGCCUUGUGAAUGCAAGCUCCCUGUCUGAGGCAGAGCAGCUUCAGAGAGAGCAUGAGCAGUUCCAGCUGGCCAUUGAGUCCCUCUUUCAUGCCACCUCACUCCAUAAAACCCACCAAAGCGCUCUCCAGGUGCAGCAGAAGGCAGAGGUGUUGCUGCAGGCUGGGCACUAUGAUCCUGACGCCAUCAGGGGCUGCGCAGAGAAGGUGGCUCUUCACUGGCAGCAGCUCCUGCUCAAGAUGGAGGACCGACUCAAACUGGUCAAUGCAUCAGUGGCUUUCUAUAAGACCUCUGAGCAGGUAUGCAGUGUACUGGAGAGUCUGGAGCAGGAGUACCGGAGGGACGAGGACUGGUGUGGGGGCCAUGAUAAAAUGGGAGCCUGCGUUGAGACCGACCAUGUCCUCCCUCUGAUUAGCAAACACCUGGAGCAGAAGGAAGCUUUCCUUAAGGCCUGUACAUUAGCACGAAGGAAUGCAGAGGUAUUCCUGAAAUACAUCCACAGAAACAACUUCAGCAUGCCUGGAGCAGCAAGUCACACCCGAGGUCCUGAGCAGCAAGUAAAAGCAAUUCUGAAUGAGCUCCUGCAGAGAGAGAACAGGGUGCUGCAUUUCUGGACAAUGAAGAAACGCAGACUCGAUCAGUGCCAGCAGUUUGUGGUAUUCGAACGGAGCGCUAAACAGGCCUUAAACUGGAUCCAGGAAAAUGGCGAGUAUUACCUCUCAACUCAUACUUCGCCUGGGGAGUCAAGUGAGAGAACACAGGAACUCCUAAAAGAAUAUGGAGAGUUUAGGAUCGCAGCCAAGAAUCUGAAUAUUCUCUUCCUUUAGCAAACUAAGGAGAAGGUGAAGCUACUCAUUCAGUUGGCUGACAGUUUUGUAGAGAAAGGACAUGUUCACGUUAUCGAACUUAAGAAAUGGGUUGCAACUGUGGACAAGCACUACCGAGACUUCUCAUUGAGAAUGGGAAAAUAUCGUUCCACCUUGGAUAAAGCUCUUGGCAUCAAUUCCGAGGAUAAUAAAGACUUGGAGCUGGAUACCAUCCCAGCCAGUCUCACUGACCCUGAAGUCAAACUGCGGGAUGCUAACCAUGAAGUUAAUGAGGAGAAGAGAAAAUCAGCACGGAAGAAAGAGUUCAUUAUGGCUGAACUCCUUCAGACAGAAAAGACAUAUGUCAGGGACUUGCAUGAAUGUUUAGAGACAUACUUUUGGGAGAUGACGAGUGGAGUAGAAGAAAUUCCACCUGGAAUUAUGAAUAAAGAACAUGUUGUCUUUGGGAAUAUUCAGGAGAUAUAUGAAUUUCAUAACAACAUCUUUAUCAAAGAAUUGGAAAAAUACGAGCAACUGCCUGAAGAUGUGGGCCAUUGCUUUGUCACAUGGGCAGACAAAUUCCAUGUGUACGUGACAUACUGCAAAAAUAAGCCUGAUUCUAGCCAGUUAAUUCUAGAACAUGCUGGGAGCUUUUUUGAUGAAAUACAGCAAAGACAUGGCCUGGCAAACUCUAUCUCCUCUUAUCUAAUUAAACCAGUUCAGAGAAUCACGAAGUAUCAGCUCUUAUUGAAGGAACUUUUAACAUGCUGUGAAGAGGGGAAAGGGGAAAUUAAAGAUGGUCUGGAGGUGAUGUUAAGUGUCCCUAAAAGAGCGAAUGAUGCCAUGCAUGUCAGUAUGCUUGAAGGGUUUGAUGAAAACUUGGAUGUUCAGGGUGAGCUUAUCCUCCAGGACUCCUUCCAGGUGUGGGAUCCUAAGUCACUCAUUCGGAAAGGACGAGACCGGCACUUAUUUCUCUUUGAGAUAUCGCUGGUGUUUAGCAAAGAAAUAAAGGACUCCUCAGGACGCACCAAAUAUGUAUACAAGAACAAAUUGCGGACUUCUGAACUGGGGCUGACCGAGCAUGUGGAAGGAGACCCCUGUAAGUUUGCUUUAUGGGCUGGAAGAACCCCAUCAUCUGACAACAAGACAGUUCUCAAGGCAUCCAAUAUUGAAGCAAAACAGGAGUGGAUAAAAAAUAUCCGUGAAGUUAUUCAAGAGCGAAUGAUUCACCUUAAGGGGGCUUUGAAGGAACCUAUUCACAUGCCCAAGACACCAGCCAAACAAAGGAACAACAGCAAAAGGGAUACCGGAGAGGAUGGUGACAGUCAGGGAGAUGGUAGUAAUCAGCCUGACACCAUCUCUAUUGCAUCGAGGACAUCUCAGAAUACAGUGGACAGUGACAAGCUUUCUGGAGGCUGUGAACUGACUGUGGUUCUUCAGGACUUCACUGCGGGGUGCAGCAGCGAACUGAGCCUCCAGGUGGGACAGACGGUGGAGUUGCUGGAGAGGCUGAGUGACAGGCCUGGCUGGUGCCUCGUGCGGACCACCGAUCGCCUCCCUCCUCAGGAAGGCCUGGUUCCGAGCAGCACUCUCUGCAUUUCCCACUCUCGCAACAGUGUUGAGAUGGAAUGCUUCUUCCCAUCCGGAAAAGAAAAUUAUUCUGUUUCCACUGAAAAUGGAGGGAAGUCAGAUUCUGUGGCAAACCUACAGCCACACACUUCAUUAAGUUCCAUACCAACAAGUUCCCCAGGCCCCAAACGUUCAGGGAACACACUGAAGAAAUGGCUGACGAGUCCCGUGCGCAGACUCAGCAGUGGCAAAGCUGACAGCACUGUCAAGAAGAUACCCAGCAAGCAUAAAAAGAGGGAGGUCAGGAAGAGCUUCGACUUGGGGUCAUCCAAACCUGGAGAAAAUGAGACCACACCUCAGGAUGACAGUGCAGACGAGUCCUCUUCUGGAAUGCAGAGUGGAGGAGAAGAGGAACCCGAUGAAGAAACCCAUCCACCACUUCCUCCACCAAUGAAAAUCAUAGAGAACGACCCUCAGGAGGAAAUGUCCUCCUCAUUGCUUACUGCUCGUCAGCGCUCUGCUGAAGUCCCCAGUGCUGCGGACCUUGUCAGUGCAAUAGAAAAAUUGGUCAAAAGUAAGCUGCCGUAUCCAUAUACAGAUCCAGAGGUGCCUCAACCCACAUCCCAGCCAAGAAAUCCAGAGAUGGAGCAGAAAGCCAAAGCUUUACGUGGAAGAAUGUUUGUACUUAAUGAGUUGAUACAAACAGAGAAAGACUAUGUCAAAGACCUGGGCAUCGUAGUUGAGGGUUUUAUGAAGACCAUUGAAGAAAAGGGCUUCCCUGAAGAUGUGAAAGGAAAAGACAAAAUUGUUUUUGGAAACAUUCAUCAAAUUUAUGACUGGCACAAAGAUUUUUUCCUGGGUGAACUGGAGAAAUGCCUUCAGGACCACGAUCGACUGGCUGAGCUGUUCAUAAAGCAUGAGAGGAGAUUGCAUAUGUAUGUGGUGUAUUGCCAAAACAAACCCAGAUCAGAGUGUGUUGUCGCUGAAUAUGAUGCCUACUUUGAGGGAGUAAAGCAAGACAUAAAACAGAGGCUGUCAAUCAGUGAUUUUCUUAUAAAACCAAUCCAGAGAAUAACAAAGUAUCAGCUACUUCUCAAGGACUUCCUACGGUUUACUGAGAAGGCUGGAAUAGACUGUCUGAAUAUAGAGAAAGCUGUUGACUUAAUGUGCCUCGUUCCUAAACGUUGCAAUGAUAUGAUGAACCUUGGACGUCUGCAAGGCUUUGAGGGCAAGCUAACUGCACAAGGUAAGCUGCUGCAGCAGGACACUUUCUACGUGGCAGAGCAGGACUCUGGAGUGCUGUCCCGCAGCAAGGAACGCAGGGUCUUUCUCUUCGAACAGAUUGUCAUCUUCAGUGAGCUCCUCAGGAAAGGCUCCUCAAUCCCAGGCUACCAGUUUAAGAAAAGUAUUAAGAUGAGUUACCUGAGUAUGGAUGAGAAUAUUGACAAUGACCCCUGCAAGUUUGCUCUGUAUUGCCGAGGUUCUUCAGAGCGGGUUACACUCCAAGCAGCCAAUCCAGACAUUAAGCAGGCCUGGGUUUAUGACAUCAGCCAAGUUCUGGACACCCAGAGGGAUUUCCUGAAUGCCUUGCAAUCUCCGAUAGAGUAUCAAAAAAAAGAAACAUGUGCCCAUUCACUAACGAAAUCCCAGCCCAGCUGUAGGAUAUCCCAGUUGAGUAACCAUCCCCAUUCCUCAACCCCAGUCGGAGCUGAAAAACCUCCAAAAUCCAGCCGGAACCCAUCACUACCACCUUUAAAGAUAUCUACCUCUAAUGGCAGCCCAGGCUAUGACCACCAUAAAUAUAAAGACAGAAAUGAACAGGGAAAGAAUGAUAUAGCUGGAUGUAAUGGGGCCUCAUCUACUAUGAUGGUGACCCAAGACUACAACGCACUGAAAGAGAAUGAGAUAUGUGUCAUUCAGGGCGAGGUGGUGCAUAUCCUCGCAAUCAACCAGCAAAAUAUGUUCCUAGUGUACCGGCCUACAAAUAAUAUUUCCCCAGCUGCUGAAGGCUGGGUUCCAGGUUAUAUCCUGGGUCCCAUGAAUAAAAUGUUGAAAGAAGCAUCAAGUAAGAAGUCUCUUUCUUGGCACACCCUGCGUAUGAGAAAAAGAGCAGAAAAGGAGAAUAGUGGCAAAAGUGAAGCAAAGGUAGAAAAUGGAUCUUGUAAACUCAAUGAAAUUCUGAGCCACGAGGCCCCUGUUAAAGAAACUAACAGUUUUGAGGAGUCAGAUUGUGAUGAACUAGACCCCAAAACUAGCAUGGAGGUAGUGAUGUAUAUCAACUCAUAAUGAAUGCAGCCCAUGAAGAAUUAUUUUCUCCCCUCCAUAAUUCCCAUGAAUCCCACUUAGACGUUCUGCAAAAAUAUCACCAGUAAAGUUUCAGCUUCAGCUUUGACACUGGAGGAACCUCAGGGUCAUGGGUUAGGUGAAAACAUCAAGACCAGUUUGGGCUUUUCAUCACCCUGUCAUUUAGGAAACUCACCCCUCCUAACCACCCCCCAACUUUAAGGCAUGGUUAACCAAGACCUAACUCCUCUCUAAACACAACUCAUUUAAAAUGGCAACCAAGCUAGCAUUGCUUCAGGUUGCAAACGUGUGAACUAGUCCAGCAGUGUGCAGGGCCUCCAUGCUGGGAACACACCCCUC